CGCAUUAAACCAGAACUGAGACAAACACUGAAUACAUUCUUUGCAGGCUACAAUGAGGCUGAAUAUUGUGUGUAUAAACUACUUUAGCUGCUCAAAAUAACCUUCUAGAUGCUGGCAUACUAACAUACUCAGACAUUAUAAACACAACACUUGGAACCUGUUAGCUAACUGUGCUGUACUCCGAUAUUCAGCUGUAAAUAUGCUAGUUUUAACAAGUUAACAUCAAACAGCAGGAUAAUGCCUUCAAGCUAACACUCUCCAACAGACACACGUUAGCUAACAUGCUAACCUGUCUGUAAAAACACGACGAUUAAAUGACUCAGACGUCUUUAUAAGCUCCUAAUAGAGUCAGUACCUGUUAAUAAAGGCAGCUGAUUCGCUGCUAACGUGUUUCCCAAACCUGCAGUGCAUCUGCAGCAACUUUAAAGUCAGCUAGCUAACAUAGCAUUACCACUCACACUGACCUGUAUAAGGUUAGCUAAACAGCUUUCAUGCUGUCCUAGAUAACAAAUAAAUUAAAAAAUACUUCAUGCCGACUUUACAGAAACUACCUUCUUGUUUUCAGAUAGUGACCAAAGUUUGGCUAACUGUGCAUUAUUCAUGUAAUUAACAUGGCAGAGAUAAAAACGAUCGAAAUCACAAUGGAGUUUGGCGCAUGGAACAAAACACAACGUCCAUCAAGGAUUUAACUAGCUGUAAUUAAAGGAUUAUGUUCCAGCCGAAUUCAUCUCAUCACUUAACAGUUAAAUGAGUCGUCUUCAGUUUCUGUUCAGAGUUAUUUGAGAAACGUUUGAGGUAGAAACAAAUCUCACCGACAGGGAGGCUGGCUCCAUUUUAACCGCACAUACUGGGCUGAGACAACAUGACGGUUCUUACUAUGUGGAGCCGCUGAUAUGUUAAGGAAAUCACUUGGGUUUAUUACCUGAGAUCAAUAAGCAUUAACUAUCUGUACACCUCCCACACAGACAUGAAUACAUCUGUGCUGAGCAGGUAACUGGACACACAAAGCAGUUUCGUACAGAACAGUUUACUCACCGUGUUCACGUCCUCAGAGAAGAGACCAGAAUGACGAUCAGACAGCUGAAUAUAUACACAUCUAACUUUUUGGAGGGAAAUGCGCUAAUUUCACGCGGGAAACGAGCGAGACCGCCCCCUUUUGGCGUGCACGAAAUGGAUUCGUCAGAAAACCUGUGGGCUGGACUUAUUUGACCUGGUUUGUCAUUUCAAGGAGAGAGUUCUGUAGCCAUUCAAAGUUGUUUUGCUCUGUUGGUAGAGUAGCAGUUCUGUGUUCAGAGAAUCUGCUUUUAUCCUGAGUUCAAGUCGCUGCCUUUACUGUAACUUCUCUUGUCAAAUGUUAAGAUAAAAAUUAAUAGAACAAACACAGAUAAACACUAGAAAAGCUACUUUUUAAAAAUUGAUAUUUCAUUUCUCUUCAUUUGUUAUUAAUCCAAAACUAACUGAUUGUAAUCAAGUCACAUUACUUAAAUAUUGUAAUCUGGACACCUCAGCUCGAGCGUUAUUGAUUUAUGUUCUGUACCUUUACCAUAAAAUGAAAUAAAUUAAAUGUGAAUGAUGACUUCAUGAGGAUGAUGCCACAGAAAGGGGCGUGGCACUAGUGCAUAUUAUGUAUGUACUGGUGCCCCAGGAUGCAAGAAUCUAUAUCUUACCUUUUUAUUAGAUAUUGUUUAUUUUGUACAUUUAUUAAUGUGUAUUGAUUAGGCUGUUGUGACACGCAGAUAUCCCCAUUUGCCAGACCAAUAAAGGAAUUCUGAUUCUGAGUCAAUCACGCUCAUGGGAAUUGCAUGGGGAGGUGAGUGACGUAAUACUCUGAUCAGGCAUAAAUACGAAAAUGUUUCAACUAUCUUAUCAUGUUGUGUUUGUUGUGGAGCUGUUGAAAAAAGAGACAAUUCUUGGAAAAACGGGACAGGUGGCAUCUCUAGAGAGAGACCUGGCUCUGCUGGCAGAGGAGCCGUGGACUGUGAUUACUCUGAGCAGCAUUUACGGGAAUACAUUACAAUACUGUAUAUUUGAAUACACUUUUUUUUCGGAAUGAAGCAGGGUCGGUUUGGUGGGGCAGCCGAAGCAUUUGAGGGGGCAGCUCCAGCUGCACUUUGUUAUACGGCCACAAGAUGGCAAUAUCUAACAGUUGUGGAUUAGUUGUUUUAUUUUUUUCCUUAACACCGUGACUGAAAAUAACUUGUCAUUCAAAAAAAAAGUGUAAAUGAAAUUGAUUAAUGACCAGAAUCAUAAUGCAAGAUGUUUUCUAUGACAGAGAGAAGGGGAGGGAGGGUUCAGACAAGAUUUGCGUAGUUAAUGCAGUACAUCCUUAAAGAAAAUGGGUAUGUGAGUGUGUGAUUGGAUGGGUGAGUGGGUGAGAGAGGAGGAGGUGGGAGAGAGAGAGAGAGAGAGAGGGCAGCCAAACUGAGUGUUAAAGAUUCUGGAGAUGUGAGAAAGCCUUGCAGUGUGUGUGCUGUGAGUGGAAGCUGCAGAAGGUUUCCUGCUGCUCCAUCCGAGCGUCUCUCCAGCGUUUCCUGUGGACGGAGCGUCAUCAUGGACCACAGAAACUUAGCCCAGCCUGAGUGAAGCUCAGUUGAUGCAGUAUGGAGGUGUUCACCAGGUGGUGCUUCCUUUGGAUACUGCUGAAAGGAACCUUUUGUUUGUUGGUUCUAGGACAACAUCCCGGCAACUUCACCUUCAGAAAACAGACGGACAGUCCAUCAACUGACAGCAGAGACCAAGACUCUUUUUCCCAGAGGAACUGGCCACCUUUUAUACCUCUUUCAAAGCAAGGACUCCUGGAUAUACUCGGCAGAAAGUCCCAUUCGGACUCCAGCCCUUCCUUAAAGAUAAAGCUUCGUCCCAUCAUGAAAGUUCACGGAACCUCCAAGUUCUCCAGGAUGUUCAGUUGGGGAGACUUUUACUCAAACAUCAAAACAGUCAAACUGAAUUUGCUGAUCAUGGGCAAGAUCGUGGAUCACGGGAACGGCUCUCUCGGAGUCUACUUCCGCCACAACUCCACCGGUGUGGGCAACGUGUCCGUCAGUCUCGUCCCACCGGUGAAAGAGGUGGAGUUCGAUCUGGAGCGCCAGAGCGUGGUAAACCCCAAAGACUCGAAGACGUUCAACUGCAGGGUGGACUACGAGAAGACUGAGCGCAACAAAAAGGUGAUGCUGUGCAACUACGACCCGUCCAAGACGUGUGCUCAGGAGCAGACCCAGAGCCACGUCACCUGGAUGUGCUCCAAACCCUUCCAGGUCAUCUGCAUCUACGUGUCCUUCUACAGCACAGACUACAGACUGGUUCAAAAGGUCUGUCCGGACUACAGCUACCAGGAUCCUGGAGCCUACCUGCCCACAGGUUAACUAACCAGAUGUCGAGCAGAGGAAGCCGAAGGGAGUAAUGCUUUUAAAUAAAUCCAGUCGGAGCAGCUAUGAGAUACGGAAGUUUUUAAAAUGAUUCCGAAGUUUAGUAUUCCUCGAGAGAAUACGUCUUUUUCAAAUCUUAAAGGUCCAGAGUGUAGGGAGUGUUGGAUGGCUCUACCGGCAGACGUGUGAUAAAAUAGUCAUAAUGAUGUUUUCCUUGAUUUAUUAUCACCAGAAACAAAGACUCAUUGAGUUUUUGUUACCUUAGAAUGAAGCUCUCAUAUCUACAGAGGUCGCGGUUUCUCUUCCAUGGAGUCCACCAUGACUCUACAGUAGCCAAGAAGGGACAAACCAAACAACAUACAUUUUUAGUUGCCGUUGAAUCCUGCACACUGGACCUUUAAAAUGUACCAAAUAAGGUUAAAUUGAUACUGUUAGUUUGCUUGUUGUAGACUAAAAGAGUUAUAUUAGACUGUUUUCAUUAAAUGCAUAUAUAAUUAGGGCUGCAGCUAAUGAUUGUUUUCAUUAUCGAUUGAUGUGAUGACCAUUUUUCUUGAUUUUUAUUUAAUAACAUGACGAAAAGUUGUGAAAACUGCCCAUCAGAAAGUUAAAAACCCAAAGAUUUUAAGUUUGUAAUCAUGUAAGAUGAAUAACAUUUUUAAAAUACUGUAAAAUUAAAUAGCAGAUUGAUCAAUCAGAUAAUCAAGUCAUAUGUCUUUUUAGAUUGUAAUGGUUAAUAAAUCUUUGUCCUCUAAUGUCUGUUAUUUGUGUCAUGAAAGAUAAAUUAUAGAUUUAUCAGAAUACCAUGCAUUGGCAACACUCUUAUUUUGUAUUUACCUUGAACACUUAUAUGUCAUGUAUUUCCUAACACUCUACUGUAUGUCGCGCAAUAAAAAAAAAAAAAACAAGUGUGAUUAAAAAUAAACCAGCUGGCUUAAAACAAGUGAUUCAUGUGAUGAUCUCAGAA
Acanthopagrus latus (yellowfin seabream) is the source of this 4329-nucleotide messenger RNA. RefSeq names its product neurexophilin-1-like. NCBI's taxonomy places the organism in Eukaryota, Metazoa, Chordata, Actinopteri, Spariformes, Sparidae. The transcript has 2 exons. The coding region runs from base 2601 to 3362 and encodes 253 amino acids. The record is from RefSeq and is a predicted model, not a curated record. Gene Ontology annotation, molecular function: signaling receptor binding.